CCUCACCUUUUCCUUUCUUUAUCUUUACAAAAACAUAUUCCUUCUUUCUUUCUUUUUUUCUCUCUAUCCUUUCAAGGGAAUUAUGCCAUGUAAUUGUCCUGAAACUUUCAAAACCCUACUCCAUCGAAGCAAAACAGUAAAAAGCUUCAAAACGCCGUCGUUACCCUAUAAAUGCACCGUUGAGAAUCGAGAUGAUGAGAUCACCUCAAGUUCGAAACGGCGUCGUUGAGACUCCGUCGCCGUCGCACUUCCACUCCAGCGUAUCCGUACACAAGCUCCGGCGGUUCAACAUUUUGAUUGUCGUCUUCCGGUUUGCUUCCUUCUGCUUCUCGCUUGCCUCAGCUAUCUUCAUGUUCACUAAUUCUCGCCGCGGCUCCGAUUUGCCUCAGUGGCACCACUUCGAUGCCUUCAGGUUUGUGGCUGUUGCCGGUGCAAUUGUUGCCUUAUAUUCACUCUUCGAAGUAGGAGCAUCCGUGUGGGAGAUUUCAAGAGGCGCUACUGUUUUCCCUGAAGUCGUUCAAGUUUGGUUCGAUUUCGGCCACGAUCAGGUAUUUGCGUACCUGUUGCUAUCGGCGGGAUCGGCGGGAGCGUCCUUGGCUCGAACUUUGAAGGAGAUGGACACGUGUACGGUUAGCAAUGCAUUCUGCGUUCAAUCAGAUAUCUCAAUAGCCUUUGGAUUCGCCGGAUUCAUGUUCCUGGGCUUUUCUUCACUCUUGUCGGGUUUCCGGGUUGUAAGUUUUAUUAUCAAUGGUUCUCGAUUUAAUGUGCAAAAUUAAAAAUAAA
This is a messenger RNA of Solanum stenotomum, 783 nucleotides long. Its product is annotated as CASP-like protein 4C2. The record is from RefSeq and is a predicted model, not a curated record. The transcript is spliced from 3 exons. Bases 192 to 776 code for a protein of 194 amino acids. NCBI's taxonomy places the organism in Eukaryota, Viridiplantae, Streptophyta, Magnoliopsida, Solanales, Solanaceae.